CCUAUUGCCAGACAGCCUACUGUUGCGCCGAUGCGGAGAGCACCGCGCGGUGGACAGUCAAUCGCAAUGCAAAAUAUGAACGCACUGUAGGCUUCUACGGUUCUUCUUCAACAACAACAACAUAGUUUCCCGCACGGAUAGCACGCUUCCUUACUGCUAAAGGAGGAUUUUUUUCCGGUUGGGUUUGCGCGUUUGGAGUGAAAAUGCCCUUCUGCAAGCGCACGAUAGUUCCCAAGGAUGUCUGUAAAAACGACGCGAAGAGGCAAACUGCGAUUUUCGGGGACUUGGUGGACGUUUGCGGGUUCACUCUAUGUUCGGUGCUCCGACAGCUCUCGGAUUUAUCCCGGCACUCCGUCAGCAUCUUGGAAGAGCUCGAGGGCGAGCUCGUGUCUAUCUGUCACCGGUCGGGCACGCUCGAGGGCAAAGUGAUCCGUUUACAGCGACACAUCGCUGCGCUCGCCAGUAAGCCACCGCCAAAGACCAACACCAACUUGGACGCAGAGUCGAAGCGUAGUGCGGCUUCGUCGUCGACGGCGACAUCGGCCCACUUCCGGUCUCCAUGGCAACAGAGCGUGAAUGUGUUUGGCUCGUGGAGCAGGCCGGACUGUGUUCAGGAGCUCCAUCAGGAGGCUCAGCUUAACCUGCAGAGCCUGCUGCAAGACUUUGAAGAGCAGCUGUAUGACACCAAGCUAACAGGCCAGACGUUCCGCCACCCAACAGCUUCCUCCCAGAGUUCUGACGACACGUCCACCACCCUCAGUCGCUCCCCUGUCUCCCUCAACAACAAGAGACCUGAAUUCAUCUUCCUGCCGGCGUCUAAGGGGCAGGUGUGUGAGGAGGAUGAGACCUCCUCAGUAAGUAUCAGUAGGGGUACAGACCCGUCCCCCUCUCCUUCCCCAUCCCCCUGUGGGUCAGAUCGCCCUCUAGUGGGGUGGAGCAGCACCUCCCUGGGACCCCCCGUGGCCGAGAAACCUCGUUGGCACCUGGGACGACGCACCCCCGCUCACCUGCUAUCCCUCGACAUCACAGGUGAGGGUAAACUCUUGGGCGUAGACCUCCUCCAGGGAUCCUGUUCCCCCUCUCCGUCCCUGGGCUGUGGUGGAGGAGGCCAGCCCCGGUCUCUGGAGCCUGUCACAGACACCCCUGUCCAGCACAUACCCCUGAGAAAGACCCAUAGUGACCUGGACCCCAGCUUCAGCCUUCCCCAGUCCCACAGGAACCCACCUCCUACCCUGGGCACCAUGGACCACUCUGCUGCCCUCCUCUGCUCCAACUCCCCUUCUCAGUCCUGGAACGGCCCCAAGGGCUCCACCUUCUCCCCGGGAGCCUGGAACGAGGCCUAUAGUUAUAGUUUAGCUCCAAGUCCGCUGGGGAAGGGACCGGCGACCAUGCCCAAGGGAGCAAGGAUGGUGGGGAUGGUUGCGGGGCAGGGUGGGGAGUUGAUGUGCCCCUCUCAGACCAGUUUGGGACUCUCCGUGAGCUCGGGGUCGCAGUCUCACUCUAGUUCGUUCACGUCAAUAUCAGAACCUUCCGGACACAGGCACCCAGGCACCAUAGGGAUGAUGAUGGGGAGGCGGAGCGAGACAGAGGGGGCGGCAUCUAGCCCCACUGACGAACGGAGUGGUCUGGAGAGAGGGAUGGGAGGAGGCGAGAGAAGAGAGAGGUCGGCGCGUUCUGUCGCCGCCGCCAAUGCAUUUAAGUUCCGUGAGCGUUCUCUUUCCACGCCGACGGAUUCCGGCUCGUUCUGCUCCACGGACAACAUCUGCGGCGGGAUGUACGGCCUCGGUGGACUACCUGGAGCCGGUAAUGGGACAAACGGGAACGGUGGCGGCGUUUUAACAGAGAUGCGCCAUCCACACCACCAUUACCCUGGCGGCGAGGGGGGUGAGAGGGGCGAGAGCUAUGCCCUCUUCUACCCCAGCGGGAGCUCCGAGGAUGGGAGCAACAGCAUUGACAACGUCUCCGUAACCGACGGCAACUUCCCCCCGGGCGGUCGCCUACGGUUACGUUCUCGCUCCAUCUCGCUGAAGAAGUCCAAACGCAAACCCCCUCCACCCGUCCGGAGCGUCUCGCUCGUGAAGAAUUUAGGGGACGCAGAGGGGCGCGUGCAUGGCCACAACGGAGGGCACUACCGGGACGGCCGCCCCAAAUCCCUACACAUCCCCCGGGACCACCUCCAGGACUUCCAGCCAGACUUCCUCCUACCUUCCUCCUCCCUCUCCAAGGCCGAUCUGGAGGAGCCUGAGCUGGGCCACGGCGGCGUGGAAGGACCCCCUAGCCUCGAGGUCCACGGACCAGACACAACAGAGCUGUCUUUCCCAGCCCACUGGCAGCUGGAGGAGUGGAAAGCUUCUGACCCCUACAGGUCGUUGUCUGGGUCUAGUACAGCCACAGGGACGACUGUUAUAGAGUGCAUGAAGGUUCGGGGCAGCUCCGAGUCUCUCCUGGACUCUCCCUCCACCUCCAGAGCCACCUCCCCCUCCCUGCUCUCCAUUGAGGCAGAGUCGACCAAAGCUUCCUCCCCCUUCAAGCCACCAGGACUCAUGUCUCCCUCCAGCGGCUACUCUAGCCAGUCAGAAACUCCGACGCCCAUCACCCCCUCCAACCAGGUGGCAGGAACACCAACAGGGCCCGCCUGCACGUUGGGGUGUAAGAUGCGCCCCAAAAUCCCAGAGAGGAAGUCUUCGUUGCCAGCUACAUCACCACGGGACCCUGCCGCCCGAUCGAGGCUGUCCUUCGAGAUGCCGGUUAACGCUCAUCUGGAUUUGUCCUCCAUCAAACCAAAACAGAAGGCCAGCCGGCGCCAUUCUGACACGUCCACCACCACUAAGCCCGGUAAACUGAGUGCCGGCAGCCAAUCAACUCUCCCAGUGGUGACCACGAACGAGCUCCGGAACAUCCGCCUGCGUUCUGUCUCCCGUACUGACCUGGAGGACUGCCUUGAUGGAGCCUCUAAUGACAUCAUUGAGGAGGAGCAGGGUCGCGACCUUUCCCCCCCUCCUGUCACCCCCGGUUGCAUCCCCGGCCCCCUCGUUGCCCCCAGACCCAAACCCCCUGUGGCCUUCAAGCCCCCAUUACCCAAACGCCCCCUCAACAUCCUCCUCAAGUCCCCUUCCUCCUCCCCCGUUGCUUCCGACUCCCCCCCUGCCUCCCCUGUUGACCCUCCCCGGCCCAUGCCUAACCCCAGCAUCUACAUGGUGGUAGGUAGGAAGCCCAAGCUGAAGAAAGCCUUCCCUCACACCCCCACCAGCCCCUUUAGACCCCAGGAACAUCCCCAAACCUUCCCCCUCCACUACCCCCAGGGCCUCUAUGAUGCUUCCUCCUUCCCCCACACCCGGUCCCUGUACGAUCUGCCUCCUCUCCCCCUGCCCCAGCCCCUCCUGGAGGACCCCUCUAUGGAGCCGGAGUUCAACCCUGACUUGGAGCUCCAUCUUGGGCCUGAGGAUGGAGGGUCACUCCCCUCUCCCUGCAGUAACCAGGAAGUGCUGGAGACUCAGGAUAAGAGCAAGUCUCUACCUAGCAGGAUGACCAUAUCCUGUCUGGCUGAAUUGGACAAGAAGAAACCCAAGGUUCCUCCGCCGGUUCCAAAGAAGCCCAACGUCCUGCUUCUUCCCUCCAACGGUACCACCGACAGACCGGGAACACAGACAGACUGCCCUGCCGCUCUCCGCUCUCCCGUUGGAGCGUUCCCACCAGAAGAGAUUCCCGGGAAAGAGGAAAACCAGGAAAAUUACCUAGGGACGGAUGAGGAAAGCUCCAUGGAGUCUUCAUUACAGGACUCUUCUUUUACAGACGUGGAGGGGAGGCUCAGCAUUACAGAGACAGGCAGAAGUGAUGAUGCGGAGAGUGUUGAGGAGAGCAGUUCGGUCGUUAGUGACAAGACGGAACUCCACAUCACAGAGGAAAUGGAUGAUGAUGUCAGAGGACACACACCUACCACACACACCACAGAGGACCUGUUCACCAAAAUACACAGGUCAAAAAGGAAAGUCCUGGGCCGUAAGGAACCAGGGGACUCGUUCGGCAGCCGCCAGAGUCUGGUCUCCCCAGUGAAGCACAGCACCAGUGGUGGUGACCUCCGAACCCUGACCCUGGGCUCGACCCCGCGCUCCACCUCGCGGAAUGACAACUUCAUGGCCCUGCUCCAAAAGAAGGGCAGCAAGUCCAGCACGGGAGGGGCCAGAGUCUCUGCUAUGGAACUCCUCAAGAGCACAAACCCCCUCGCACGACGUGUCACAGAAUUCUCCACCUCGGCGGACGGAGGAGGGGAUAUGACCACCGGGAAUAAUGGAACCAGAAUGCCUCAGGACCAAUGAGAGUUUUUAAACCACUCGUCAUCCUCUCUCUCUCUCUCUCUCUCUCUCUCUCUCUCUCUCUCUCUCGUUCUCUCUUAUCUCCCGAGAAAGUAGUUUGAAUCUAGUUAUAGACAUUUCGAUCAGACUAUUGAUGGAAGAAAGGGAUGUCCAACCAGACCACUCAACCACUGAUUGACCUUUUAUUAACUGGCCAAUGGUUGGUCACAAUGGUCAUCAAAGGAGUUCUGUUUAUCACGCCGUCCGUUCCAUCAUUAAGGGGUAUUAUUUUUGGAGGUCUCCUUCAGUCUAAAGGAGAACAUUAAGGAUUGUUAAUGUCAUGCUUCAACACACUAUUUUUUUUUAAACGAGAGAGAGAGACUAUACUAGGGAACGUUUGAUUGGAUAAUAGACCUGGGUACGUCGCAGGCCUGUGCUUGAUGGCGACAGAUGCCACACUAGUCUUUUGAAGACAUGGGGUGAGUGUGUGUGUCGUAUUUUCUGUCCCUCGCGCAACAACAACAACAACAACAACAACAAAACUACAACGGUUUAAAUCGAAAACAUUCCACGGGAAGAUUGACAGUUGGACGUGGUACCAAGCCCCGACCCUUUAUGUUUGAAUGAAAGCACUUUGGCGACUGCCUACCGAGGUAGUUUACAACAACGAGGAAAACAACAACGCCUGUGUCCUCCCUGUUAUUCGUUUGUUUAUGUUUCUCUUUUCAUACAUGAUAGAAGGCCAUAUAAAUGUACAAAGAUAUACAUACAUACCGUAUAAACUGAAAAAAUCCACUUGAACUGUUCUAACAGACUAUGGAGAGCCACAGUGUAUAGUAGUACGACUAACAGUAGUAGUAUAAUAGUACUACACUAGUACUAACAGUAGUAGUACAAUAGUACUACAGUAGUACUAACAAUAGUACUAACAGUAGUAGGACAGAAGUACUACAGUAGUACUAACAGUAGUAGUAUAUUAGUACUACACUAGUACUAACAGUAGUAGUACAAUAGUACUACAGUAGUACUAACAAUAGUACUAACAGUAGUAGGACAGAAGUACUACAGUAGUACUAACAGUAGUAGUAUAAUAGUACUACACUAGUACUAACAGUAGUAGUACAAUAGUACUACAGUAGUACUAACAAUAGUACUAACAGUAGUAGGACAGAAGUACUACAGUACUACUAACAGUAGUAGUAUAAUAGUACUACACUAGUACUAACAGUAGUAGUACAAUAGUACUACAGUAGUACUAACAAUAGUACUAACAGUAGUAGGACAGAAGUACUACAGUAGUACUAACAGUAGUAGUAGCAGUACUACAGUAGUACUAACAGUAAUAGUACUACAGUAGUACUAACAGUAAUAGUACUACUGUAGUACUAACAGUAGUAGGCUACUAUGUGAUACACCUCACAGCACACAACAGGAUUAAACUAACUGAAAUGAAGGACCGACGCUAUGGAAUACAAUCCCACGAACCCUUACCCACGGAUCUCCCCGCACUGCCGUCAGAGUGUGUGUGUACUUGCGUGCGUGUGUGUGUGUGUUUGUAUACAGGAAAUGAUAACCAAACACAGCAAGGGAGGUGUAAAAGAUGGAGGGCACAGAAUUGAACCCUGUGGAUCUUUCUUAACAGAGAGUAUGAUACAGGGUUGGGUUUAUUUAACAGGGUUUAGACUGGUUUCUGUUAGGACCAAAGGACUGCCAUAAACAGACCAGUGGAGACGUGUGUGUGUGUGUGUGUGUGUGUGUUGUGUGUGUGUGUGUGUGUGUGUGUGUGUGUGUGUGUGUGUGUGUGUGUGUGUGUGUGUGUGUGUGUGUGUGUGUGUGUGUGUGUGUGUGUGUGUGUGUGUGUGUGUGUGUGUGUGUGUGUGUGUGUGUGUGUGUGUGUGUGUGUGUGUGUGUGUGUGGGGACAAGGGCUUCAUUUAUCCGCCCUAAGGAGAGGAUUAAGUGGUCUGAAUCAUGUGGCUGUAGUCUUUGGAGUUUUGGAACUGAGAGAGGAUUCUGGGCCUGAGGGGAUUCCGGAACUGUGAUUAGAACCCACUUUUCUAACAACCAUCACAAAACAAACAGAGACCGUCCAGGAAUACAGCUAACCAUCCAUCGGCCAUAUUGAAAAAUGCAUCACCCUCUUCUCUCCACGUGUUUUUUUCUCAUACUGUCCGUUUUGUGCAGGGGUGAUGCCGCAGACUUUUCCUCUCGUCCACUCUCCCUCUCUUCUCGUCCACUCUCCCUCUCUCUCGUCCACUCUCCCUCUCUUCUCGUCCACUCUCCCUCUCUUCUCGUCCACUCUCCCUCUCUUCUCGUCCACUCUCCCUCUCUUCUCGUCCACUCUCCCUCUCUUCUCGUCCACUCUCCCUCUCUUCUCGUCCACUCUCCCUCUCUUCUCGUCCACUCUCCCUCUCUUCUCGUCCACUCUCACUCUCUUCUCGUCCACUCUCACUCUCUUCUCGUCCACUCUCACUCUCUUCUCGUCCACUCUCACUCUCUUCUCGUCCACUCUCCCUCUCUUCUCGUCCACUCUCCCUCUCUUCUCGUCCACUCUCCCUCUCUUCUCGUCCACUCUCCCUCUCUUCUCGUCCACUCUCCCUCUCUUCUCGUCCACUCUCCCUCUCUUCUCGUCCACUCUCACUCUCUUCUCGUCCACUCUCACUCUCUUCUCGUCCACUCUCACUCUCUUCUCGUCCACUCUCCUCUCUUCUCGUCCACUCUCCCUCUCUUCUCGUCCACUCUCCCUCUCUUCUCGUCCACUCUCCCUCUCUUCUCGUCCACUCUCACUCUCUUCUCGUCCACUCUCACUCUCUUCUCGUCCACUCUCCCUCUCUUCUCGUCCACUCUCACUCUCUUCUCGUCCACUCUCCCUCUCUUCUCGUCCACUCUCCCUCUCUUCUCGUCCACUCUCCCUCUCUUCUCGUCCACUCUCCCUCUCUUCUCGUCCACUCUCCCUCUCUUCUCGUACACUCUCCCUCUCUUCUCGUACACUCUCCCUCUCUUCUCGUCCUCCUUCCUGGCAGGAACACAUGCUCCAUCUGUCUCUCUCUCUCUCUCUCUGCCCAUGGAGUAGCCCCCUCCUCUUCUCAUUUCUUCGCCCUCCCCUCAUCCCUCCCUCCGUGCCCCUCCCAUUCUUUCUGUGCAUCUGAGCUUCACGCUCACAGACGACACAGCCUGAAUGUCAAUGAAAGGAAAGAAAAGGACGCCGCGUUGAUAUCGUGUUCAAGAGUGCUAUGUUCAACUUCAUCUUUCGAUCCAACCCUCUCUGUCAAAAAUACAAAUGUUUUAAAAAAAUGUAUCCUUCUGUUGCAUUGUGCAUCUGUCCCUAUAUCCAGACCAAACCAACCAUCCAUGUUACAGGGAAAACAGGAGGGUGGAUUGUGUGAAAGAACUCACAAGAGACGGAUGGAAAAGGGACAGUGCGUAUGAAUGUCUGGAUGUGUACUUAAAAGGAAAGGAUAGUGGACUUCUGGACCCACUGAGACUGUGAACACGGAUCUUAACCCAUCCUCCUUUCACCACACUUUUCCAGAACCAUUACAUUGGGGCUGUGCAAACCCUGGUGCUAUUAAGCUACAGCGCCCCCCUGUGGAUGAAGAGAGGGAGCACACCAUGUAAGACUACUGCUCUGUCCCUCCAGCAACAACACGGAGACGCAACGACUCCAGAUGAAUAUCUGGAUGCUCUUUUUGUUAUAUCGGUCAUUCAGGAAACCAGAACAACAACGACGACAACUUAUAAAGACAAUGAAAAGAACGAGAGAAAAAAAAACCUAUGUAAAUGAACACGUUAUUAAUAAAUAGUCAAGUGACGCCUGUUUUAAAUAUUUAGUGAAUGGAACUACAUAAAAAAAAAUAACUAUGACAAAACUCAGUGUUAGUUUGCCUUGUAGUCUGGCGUGAUGUUUAACCUUCUGUGUUUUCUACAUAGAAAUAUAAUUACUAGAAUGGACACCACUAUUUAAGUCAAUGGGGCCAUAAUGUCAAAUUCCUAUGGUCAGAGGUUCUAUGCCCAUUCUACUGGUUAUAUUCUAUGGAUUUCAGCUACCUUGAUAUUACACUCCCUUUGAGGUAUGCAGAGUUGUUACUCUUUCUGUUCUGAAGUACUGUAGUUAUUAUGGUUACUACGGUAAUACUGUAUACUAUGGUUACUACAGUCAUAUACUGUGGUUAUUACGGUAAUACUGUAUAAUAUGGUUACUACUGUCAUAUACUGUGGUUAUUACGGUAAUACUGUAUACUAUGGUUACUACAGCCAUAUACUGUGGUUAUUACGGUAAUACUGUAUAAUAUGGUUACUACAGUCAUAUACUGUGGUUAUUACGGUAAUACUGUAUAAUAUGGUUACUACAGUCAUAUACUGUGGUUAUUACGGUAAUACUGUAUAAUAUGGUUACUACAGUCAUAUACUGUGGUUAUUACGGUAAUACUGUAUAAUAUGGUUACUACAGUCAUAUACUGUGGUUAUUACGGUAAUACUGUAUACUAUGGUUACUACAGUCAUAUACUGUGGUUAUUACGGUAAUACUGUAUAAUAUGGUUACUACUGUCAUAUACUGUGGUUAUUACGGUAAUACUGUAUACUAUGGUUACUACAGCCAUAUACUGUGGUUAUUACGGUAAUACUGUAUAAUAUGGUUACUACAGUCAUAUACUGUGGUUAUUACGGUAAUACUGUAUAAUAUGGUUACUACAGUCAUAUACUGUGGUUAUUACGGUAAUACUGUAUACUAUGGUUACUACAGUCAUAUACUGUGGUUAUUACGGUAAUACUGUAUAAUAUGGUUACUACUGUCAUAUACUAUGGCUGUUACAGUAGUGGUCGUCACUAUUCCUACUAUUACUACUCUUGGCUGUACCCUUAUAUUGUUCAUAAAACACAGGUACAACGAUAGAGAGAAAGAGGGAGAGAGAGAGAGUUGAAACAAAUGUAAGCAAUAGAUAGAUGACUUAGCCCAAGACCGAUGAUGAGGCAGAAACACAUUUUCACACACCAAGGCUAAAUACUCACUAAAUAUUGUAACUCUCAAUCCAGUUGCAGAUUCCAGCUCUAGCCACAGAAAUGGUUGCGCAGUGCUACACACACACACACACACACACACGAAGAAAUACAGAUUUGUUCAGUAGCCUACAGUUGGCACAUACAGUGAUUUAUUAUAGUGGGUUCCAAACUCCAAUCAACCAUGUCUAGGAAUGUGGUAGAGUAUUACAGAGUAUGGGAGCAGAAGAGAAAGAGGUAUGAGGAUAGGGGGGAGGGGGGGGGCGAGGGAGAGAAGGUGGAUAACAUUUCACGAGUGGAUAUAUCACUCCUCUGAAAGAGGGGAUCACAGUUGGGUUAAUACAAGUUCUGUCCAUCGAUUUAUUAUUUACUUUCUUUCCUUCUUUCUUUCCUUAUUUCCUUCUUUCUUUCCUUCCUUAUUUCCUUCUUUCUUUCUCUCUUUCUUUUUUCUCUCUUUCAUUCUUUCUUUCUGUCUUUCUUUCUGUGAUAAGGGCAGCUCUUAAAGCUUUCCCCAAACUCCCCACAGAACAAUAAAAAUCUAGAGAGAGGGAGAGAAGAAGAGAGAGGGGGAGAAGAAGAGAGAGGGAGAGAAAAGAAGAGAGAGGGGGAGAAGAAGAGAGAGGGAGAGAAGAAGAGAGAGGGGGAGAAGAAGAGAGAGGGAGAGAAGAAGAGAGAGGGGGAGAAGAAAGAAAUCUAGCCCCAUAAUUUUCCCUCACCACAUUACCUAACCAAUGCAGGAAAAACUCAGGGUCCAAGUUAUAGGCUAUGAGAAACAAAUAGCAUAUAACUCUCAGGCCCAGAGUGUUUCCCGGUCAGGUCAUGUGGUCAGGAAAAACUCCUGUCCCUAAGUAUAAUGAGUAUAACCGAUAAUUAGUUGUACAGCAGUUAAACUGCUGACAGUACUCUCUGUAUGUAUAGGACCAGGACAAUAAUAAUGUUGUAUUAAGUUAAAAGACACACACACAAAAACACCCACGAAACAAGAUGAAGUUUGUUUAGGCUACUCAAAUAAAGAGAGAGAGAGAGAGUUCUUGGAAUUAUUCUAUUUUUGUUAUUUCUCAUUGGAAGGACAUAUUAAAAACUCUACUGCAUAUAUGAUUAUUAUUAUGAUAAUUAUCAACAACCUCAGUUUUCAGAUCCAGCAGUGUGGUUUAUGUAGCUGUUGGUUUGAACACAUGCAGCUAUGUAUGUCUUGCCAAUGUGAUUCAAAUUAUUAUAUCAUUCAAAUAAAUUAUUUUUCUUGCUUAACACUGA
This is a messenger RNA of Oncorhynchus kisutch (coho salmon), 10542 nucleotides long. RefSeq names its product NHS-like protein 2. Gene Ontology annotation, biological process: cell differentiation. The coding region runs from base 204 to 4316 and encodes 1370 amino acids. NCBI's taxonomy places the organism in Eukaryota, Metazoa, Chordata, Actinopteri, Salmoniformes, Salmonidae. The record is from RefSeq and is a predicted model, not a curated record. The transcript has 9 exons.